AUGGCGGCGCCCGUCCUGCCCCUGCAGCAGGUGAAGCUCGCCUCGUUGCCUUCCACCCGCCUGACGCCAGAGCAACAAUACUGGCGCACCUUCAAGAACCCGCUUCUGAUCCCAUCGCCGGCCAAUGGACCUGUCAACCUGAUCACACAGCCCUCCGCUCCGUCAUCGCCUGCUGCGUUUCCUUCCCUGACACAACCGCCGGAUAUCUUCACUGUGACGACAGGCGCACGGGUUCAGAUCUAUUCUAUUCGCACACGGAAACUCUUGCGGACAAUUACUCGGUUUGAUGAUACUGUUCGUGGCACAGACGUUCGUCCGGAUGGUCGUGUCGUCGUGACGGGUGACGACACUGGUUCAGUGCAGGUUUUCGAUGUCAACUCACGCGCCAUUCUGAAAACCUGGAAGGACCACAAACAGCCCGUCUGGGUGAGCAAGUUUUCACCCAGCGACCCGACCUCUAUCUUGACGGCUAGUGAUGACCGAACGGUCCGGUUGUGGGAUCUGCCCGCGGAAAGCAGCAUUCGCACAUUUGUUGGCCACACCGAUUAUGCACGCAGCGGUGCUUUCAUGCCCGGCUCAAUGGCCUCAUCUGGCCUGCUUGUCUCUGGCUCCUACGAUCGCACGGUGCGUAUUUGGGACCCGCGUGUCGAAGGCCGCUCGGCUAUGACCUUCAAGAUGGGUGCCGCUAUUGAAGAUGUUCUGCCCAUGCCGACGGGCACACAAGUUCUGGCGGCCGCCGACAACAAAAUUGCGGUGCUGGAUAUUGUUGCUGGAAAGCCACUGCACAUGAUCCAGAGCCACCAGAAGACAGUCACUUCUCUUGCGCUGGCAUCUAAUGGAGAGCGCUUGGUCAGCGGUGCGCUUGAUGGACAUAUGAAGGUCUUUGAGACCACCGGAUGGAACACAGUCUCGGGCUCCAAAUACCCCUCCCCCAUCCUGUCGCUGAAUGUUGUCACCUCGGGCGUGGCAUACGAAGAUAAGCAUAUUGCCGUCGGUAUGCAGUCCGGUCUUCUCUCGGUCAAGACUCGGUUGUCUGGUCAGCAGAAAGUAAAGGAGCGCGAGCGCCGGAAGGAGAUGCAAGCCUUGCUUGAAGGCAAGCUGGAGGAGCACGACCGUCAGGUUUCCAAGAAGAACAAGCAGCGCGGCUCCGGCUGGGAGAAGCGGCUGCGUGGACGGGAUUUCAUCGGAGAAGGAGUGGACAUUGUGAUUGAAGGUCAGGACCGCAAGCGACGGAAGAAGGAGCAGCCAUGGGAGAACGAUCUCCGCAAGGGACGUUACGCCGUUGCCCUGGACCAAGUCCUCUCAUCGACCGACAAGACUGCCCAACUCACCCUCCUCACCAAUCUCCGCCAUCGCUCGGCCCUGCGGGCGUCUCUCCGAGACCGCGACGAGGUCACCCUUCAGCCCGUCUUGCAAUGGGUCCACAAGCACAUCCGGGAACCGCGCCUGGUCGAGCUGAGUGUGGAGGUUGCCAUGAACUUGUUGGAUAUCUACUCGGGUAACCUGGGCCAGUCUGCGCAAAUCGAUAAAUUAAUCGAACGGCUGCACCAGCGGGUCCGCGAUGAGGUCGAGAUGGCUCAGCAUGCAUACCAAACCAAAGGUAUGCUGGAUAUGUUGAAGGCUUGA
This is a messenger RNA of Penicillium argentinense, 1626 nucleotides long. RefSeq names its product snoRNA-binding rRNA-processing protein UTP15. Bases 1 to 1626 code for a protein of 541 amino acids. NCBI's taxonomy places the organism in Eukaryota, Fungi, Ascomycota, Eurotiomycetes, Eurotiales, Aspergillaceae. Gene Ontology annotation, molecular function: protein binding. The transcript has a single exon. Gene Ontology annotation, cellular component: nucleolus. Gene Ontology annotation, biological process: rRNA processing; positive regulation of transcription by RNA polymerase I. The record is from RefSeq and is a predicted model, not a curated record.